Molecule: messenger RNA, 5284 nt
Organism: Thamnophis elegans (Western terrestrial garter snake)
Lineage: Eukaryota; Metazoa; Chordata; Lepidosauria; Squamata; Natricidae
Product: KIAA0319 like
Exons: 21
Coding region: 314-3664 (1116 amino acids)
Biological process (GO): homophilic cell-cell adhesion
Cellular component (GO): plasma membrane; cytoplasmic vesicle
Molecular function (GO): protein binding; calcium ion binding
Source: RefSeq, a predicted model, not a curated record
GAGGGGGAGAGAGCGUGAGGCGUUGAGGUUGCUCAAUUGGAGGAUUUAGAGGCGAGGGGGGGCUGUUUAAAAAAAAACUUGGUGGAGGACGGGAGGGGGGGCGUUGAAGAAGCUUCUGCGGCCUAUCUCCCGGUCAUGGCGGUGGUAAAGCUUCAGCCCUGAGGAGGGCCAUGGGCAGGAGGACCCUUCUUCCCUCCGGCCGUUUACCUCAGGGGCCCGCUCCCCGUCUUCUCACCUGUCCGCCAAGAACACCUGUCCCCUCAGCGCGGCCCGCCAUGCUCUCCUGAGAGCUCCGUGUCUGUCUGCAAAGGCCAUGGAGAAGAGUUUGGAAAGCAGUUUCAGCAUCAACUUUUUGAAUCCACUGGUACUCUUCUUUAGAAAAUCUGCCAAGUGUCUGGGCCAUCUUCCUUUAAUCUACAUAUUUAUCUGCCUCAGUGCCCUCUCUUUCUGUACAGAUGGAAGCUGGAGCAGAAGUGCUUGCAAGUCUGGAAAGCCUUUGGAAGAGGGCAAUUUGAAGUCAUCAGAUAGUGUCCAACUCCAGCUGCUAGAAGGAUUGCACUCUAUCCACUCUUGUCAAGCUGCUUGUUGUCAAACCCCAGCCUGUGAUGCAUUUUGGCUCAUGGGCACUCUCUGCAUCCAGGUGAACUGUACUAACUCUCACAAGUGUCAGGAGAUCAGAACUGACAUGGUGGAUCCCAUCAUGGUCUUUGUAACAAAAUCUGAUCUUGAUGAUGUUGAUUCCCAACCUGCCAAAGAGAGGCAAGCCCAUCUUCCCAAGUGGUUGAACUGGAAGGAGAGACAUCAGAGUAAAUCAAGGAUACAGAGAUCCUUCAAAGAGCUGCCUGCUCACACAUUGCAUUUAGGAAAUGUCAGGGGAAUUUCUCUGAAGCGAGAUGUGGACUCCAGUGUUGGAAGCUCUAUAAACCAUCCAGCUCCAUCAGAAGCCUUGGAUAGAAUACCUACUCACAAGGAUCUUACAGAACCGCAGUCUUCAAGGCCAAAAGCAAACCUUUCAGGAAAUCAUACUAAAGUAGAAAAAAUCCUCCUGACAAAUGAUAAAGAUUCAAAAGAACUGAAACCCCAAAACCCAUCUUCCAACAGUGAUCCCAAGAACAGAGAGCAUGGCCUUGGUGGGAGUGGCUCCUUGGGGGCCCCUACAGGAGUUUCCACACCAUAUCCCUCUUCAGCAACCAUCUUCCCCAGUCCUGUUGGGAACUCUGAGAAAACCAGACCAUCCAACAAUGUUUCCAUCCAGACCUUCUCUUUAGAAAAAGCCAUCCCAACUUCUGGCAGUCUUAUGGGAAAAGAUUUGGGGGAGGUGCCACAAGUUAUCCCUGUUCCAACUGGCAUUCCCAUCAAUGGUAGUGUUACUGCAGUUCUUUCGGAUCCUGCUAUAGUACCUAGUACUCCUGCCCCAACACCAGUUAUUAAGAAAUUGACAGUUUCUGCUGGAGACAGUGUCCAGGUGACCCUGCCGAAGAAUGAAGUGGAAUUGAAUGCAUAUGCCCUACCUUCAUCACCUAAAGGAAGUAGCUAUUCCUAUGAUUGGAGAUUGAUUACGCAUCCAAAGGAUUAUAGCGGAGAGAUGGAAGGACAGCAUUCACAGAUUCUAAAGUUGUCCAAGCUCACCGUUGGCCUAUAUGAAUUCAAUGUGAUAGUCGAUGGUGAUAACGCCCACGGAGAAGGGAUGGUGAAUGUGACGGUUAAACCAGAGCCUCGAGUAAAUCAGCCACCUGUGGCCAUUGUGUCACCCCCAUUCCUGGAGAUCUCUCUUCCAACUACCUCAACAGUCAUUGAUGGCAGCCAAAGUACGGAUGAUGACAAAAUAGUCAGCUAUCACUGGGAAGAACUAAAGGGGCCUCUUCGAGAAGAGAAAGUAUCUGCUGAUACAGAUAUUCUGGAACUAACCAACCUGGUACCAGGAAAUUACACAUUCCGCCUCACUGUGGUAGAUUCUGAUGGGGCUACCAACUCCACCACCGCUAGCCUGACGGUAAACAAAGCGGUGGAUUAUCCCCCUGUGGCAAAUGCGGGCCCCAACCAAGUGAUCACUCUGCCUCAAAAUUCCAUCACCCUUUAUGGAAAUCAGAGCACAGAUGACCACGGCAUCAUCAGCUACGAAUGGUCCCUCAGCCCCAACAGCAAAGUGAAGGUAGCAGAAAUGCAGGGGGUAAGGACUUCAACUCUGCAGCUCUCAGCCAUGCGUGAAGGUGACUACACCUAUCAACUGACAGUGACAGAUUCUGCUGGCCAUCAGUCCACUGCUGAGGUCACCGUGAUUGUACAACCUGAGAACAAUAAACCUCCCAGGGCAGAUGCUGGUCCAGACAAAGAACUCAUCCUACCAGUGGACAGCACCACUCUGGAUGGCAGCAAGAGCUCAGAUGACCAGAAGAUUGCUUCCUUCCUUUGGGAGAAAACACAGGGCCCAGAUGGUGUGAAACUGGAAAAUGCCAACAGCAGCAUAGCCACAGUCUCUGGGCUUAAAGUAGGAGUGUACAAAUUCACGCUAACAGUCAAAGAUGAACGGAACUUACAAGGACAAAGUUCAGUUACUGUCAUUGUGAAAGAAGAGAUGAAUCAGCCUCCUGUGGCAAAAAUUAUGGGGAACACUGUCACCGUCACUCUCCCUACAAACACGGCAGAGCUUGAUGGGUCCCAAUCGACGGAUGACAAAGGAAUUGUCACCUUCCUGUGGACUCGGGAUGAGAGCAGCCCUGCAGCUGGGGAGGUGCUAAAUAAUUCGGAUCAUCAUCCUAUUCUAUUUCUCUCCAACCUGGUGGAGGGAACGUACACCUUCCAUCUAAAAGUGAUUGAUGCCAAAGGGGAGAGUGAUGUGGACCGAGCCACUGUGGAAGUAAAAGCUGAUCCCAGGAAGAACAACCUCGUGGAACUGAUCCUAGAUGUGAACGUCAGCCACCUGACGGAGCGGCAGAAGGGCAUGUUCAUCCGUCAGAUCGGGGUUCUGCUCGGGGUCCUGGAUUCAGACAUCACCGUUCAGAAGAUCCAGGCUUACACUGAGAAGAGCACAAAGUUGGUGUUCUACGUGCGGAAUCAGCCUCCUCACCAGAUCUUCAAAGGACGCGAUAUUGCAUGGACCCUGAAGAGUGAAUUGCGGAAGCAGCAAUCAGAUUUCCUUAUCUUCCGUGCACUGGAGAUCAAUACAGUCACCUGCCAGCUCAACUGUUCAGAUCACGGUCUCUGCGACUCUUUCACCAAGCGUUGCAUUUGUGAUCCUUUUUGGAUGGAGAACUUCAUCAAAGUGCAGAUUGGUGAUGGUGAAAGCAAUUGUGAAUGGAGCGUGCUCUACGUCGUGAUUGCAUCCUUUGUGAUUCUGGUCUCCCUUGGGAUCUUUUCCUGGGUGGUGGUCUGUUGCUGCAAGAAGAAAAAAGGGAAACCCAAAAGGAAGAGUAAGUAUAAGAUCUUGGAUGCCACGGAUCAAGAGAGUCUGGAGCUGAAGCCAAAUUCCAAAGCAGGCAGCAAGCAGAAAUCCCAAGCACAGAACACCAGCCUGAUGCAUUCGGAGUCUGAACUGGACAGCGACGAAGCCAUCUUCACUUGGCCUGACCGGGAGAAGGGAAAGCUCCUCCAUGGCCAGAAUGGCUUUCUGAGAAAUGGGCAGGUGAUGCUGAAGCCGAAAAACCAGCGGGAGGAGAUUCUAUAGCGGCAGGCCUGUGUCACAAAGCGUUGGCAAAUGACAUGAAAGACCGCUCUCUCCCUCCUCGGUUGCACGAGGAACCUUGGGGAGUACCACUAUUUGGAGAGUCCUUCUCUCUUUACCGAUGAUCUCUAAGAAAAUGUGGAGUCAAACUGCCAGUACUUGAAUUCGGACUCAAAAGGGAAAUUUAAUUUUGCAAAAGAAGCUGUGAAACAAAGACUGUGAAAGGCAGGUGCGUUUCUGAAAACAAUGCAGAACUUCCCAGCCACUCCUGUGAAAGGCAUCUAUUGGCAUAGGGCUACAGUACAGAUCUGAGGCUACUCAUGCCAGCGUCUGUUGGCUACAGAGUUGGCAACCUUCUUCACACACUCUUCUGUAUUUUUUGUGAUUUUGUCUUGAAAGCUGAGAUGCCUCGAACUAUGUUUGUUUGUUUGUUUUUUCCCUAUUUCACUCCUAGGAAAACUUUCCUGAUUCACCAUCAUUUAUGAGCUUCGUUUUACAGAAAUGGAAGAAGCCAAGUAAUUGUCUCCAUGGCAAGCGAAGAAACGACAUUUUUGACUAGGAUGGUAAAUUCCCUUUUUAAGUUUUUGCCAGUGGUGAGAAUUGAGAUGUAGCCUCCAGAACACUGGUUGCUUCUGGCUCUUUUCCUCCUCUGGUUCUGCAUCAACCCUGAAAGUUUUUUCUCACUGGUAGUCAGUCACACUGUAGAACAACAGGCUCCUUUGCCUGUGAAAAACACUGAUGAGUCCUUUUGCGCAAAAAAAAAAAAAAAAAAAAAAAAACCACCUUUGCACAAGUGGAAAAUGAGGAGGAAGAGGGUCAAAAGACAAAUGUAGACAAAUUGAUUCCGAUACUGCCCAGUAGAUCAAGGCCUCUCCUCUAUUUGUUGUUAAUCCCAUACACAUUGUGUGCUUCCCAAUGAAAAUGUUGGUUAUCCCAUGUCAGAACCAGCUCCCUUUUCUUCUUCUAAGAUAAUGGGAAAUGCUUCCUAGUUUCAUUAGGGGUAUGUGAUUUACUCUCGCUCAUUUUUCUUUUUCCCUCCUAUUAUUACAUGCUUUAUUCAUUUCCAUGCUCCCUGUUUCACACUUGGCAAAUAUCCUUUUUCCCUCUUAAAAAAAGAACUCUUAAUUGACUAUCCCUUCCUCUCCCCCUCCCCCAAUUCCCUCCUCUUAGUCCUAUCACUGAUGAAUGGCAAGGGGCAAACCAUUCUAAGUGCUUACACUGUUAUGAGAGGGGUCCUAAUUUUAAAAUUGUGGAAGUUCAGGUGGUUUUUUUAGGUUUAGGAUGGCCAGUCUGUGGCCUAGGAGCCAGUUAUCUCCCUGAAGAAUCAUGUGGUCCUUUGGAGGUUAGUAGGCCACAGGUGAAUGGUUUACGAUAUUCUGUUCUUUUAAUAAAGUCUUUGGAAGUAAGGGAGAAAAAGUUGAUAAUGUUAUGUAGGCCCCAAAAUAUUAUAAAUGGAAAUGUGGCCCUGAGGACACUGAGGUUGGCCAGGCUUGUCUCUGGUGAAGGAUCGUUUUUAAAGAUCCCCUGUUUCCUGUUUACAUUGCUGCACUACUGAUUUUUUCGAAGAUGAAGAAUAAAUAUGCUGCUCAGCCUGUGGGGGCACUUAACCCCUUUCAACUGGAA